AUGGGUAGUUUCUCUCCACUCGAGAUCCCUCCCCUUUCGGAUUUCCCCUUGAAGGCAGAGGACCUCGAACACCCGCCUCCGCCUUUGCCUCUUUACGAUUUUACCCGUCUUCCUGAUCCACCUAAUGACUGGUCACAUUUCAAUGUCAAGUUUGAAACCAUUUUACUGGGUCACAGUCGUUCCUUGAAGCUCCCACAGGUGCAAGUGUUGAUGAAGCAUUACUUCUGGGGAAUUCACUAUGAGAUACCUACUCACACCCCCAUGACAACAAGAAAGAAGCCAAGUCUCAAAGCUCAACAGAUGAUGCUGUUCAAGCUCAUCUACUAUAUGCAAGAACGUCAUCAACCGAAGACUUGGUUAGACAUGCUCAAUGUGAACCGAGAUACUGGGCCACGACUUUUGAGGUAUGACCUCAAUCCACGCCCAAAGCCCCUCAGUAGGUGGUACAACUCUACUCCGGAUGUGAGCACACAUAUCUUGAAUGCGUAUAUACGCCCUCAUGACGCGCCACCAGACAUGCCCGACUACCUUAUUCAACAGUACAUGUACUCAGUUGACAGCUUGCAUACACCACCUCCACCUCCACCACCUCCGGCGCCAACACUCGCCGCGCAACAAGAGGAGAUUCUUCGUGUGCAACUGCUGCAACAUAUGAAUCCCGGAGUCAAUUUUACGCCGACUUUUUCAUUGACCGAUCUGCCGGGCAAGAAAACCUCGGGCCCUGUACCAGGCCAAAAACGGGGUCCAGACGACAAAGAACCCCGUCGCAAGCGUUCGAGACAAAUCUCACCCGGUGCCCCUGCUUACCGAGGUCGCCCUCGUUCCCCAACUCCGCCGUUUCAAGAGCCCGUCUUUGCUGCUGAUGAUAUCACAACUUUCACUUGGACGCCUGGUCUGGCACCUUCCUAUACAGUGGCUCCCACUGGAAGGCACCAAUUGAGCCCUGUUGUCGCGAAACCUUCAGGUCCACUUGACGUACGAGUGAUUACAGACGCCGUGGAACGGGCAGUGAUGCAGAUCGUGUAUGCUGAUUUAGAUCGUGAUCCCACCAUUCCGUCCGUUGAAAAACCUGUCCGACACCGGACUGCCCAGUCGUACCAAGAUAUGCUUACGCUGAAACUUGGGUCGUUCCCUACCACGGCGCAUGUAAAAUUGUCACCACUGACUUUUGAUUGGGAUCCAAAUGGCGCUGUAUUUCCGGCCCGGGGCCGCGGUCCUAUCUGGGACUCAAUGUCUUGUGCAACAGAUGCCGUUAUUGUAGCGGGAAUGCUACUUGACGCUGGUUGUACCAAGAUAGAUCGUGCAAACAAUCGAGCAGCCGAGUUCAAAGAUAUCGAAAAAGCAUUCAUUGAAGUGACAAUGGCGAGCUGGGAAACCUUCGACGAUAAAACUUCCAUAUUCGUGCGUGACGAGUGGCUCCGUCUGUUUAUCGAUAGCUCCCCCGGCUUGAAAAUGGGACAACCGAUUCCUCCUUGGGCGGUUUGGUCAGUGGCUACAAGAAGCUUCGCUCAGUUCCGCUAUUUCCACGUUGAGCGAGUGACCCCUUGCCAAUGCAAGCUCGGGACUCCGUUCUACAACUCUCAUCAAGGGUCCUGCAUUUUACCUGGUUACCAACCGGGCGACGAAAAAGGAGUAGAUCUGCAAGUGUUGAUCGAGCGAUGCUUCUACCCACGGAAGUCUUUCAGGUGUGAUAAGUGUGGUGAUCCGACGGGAGUAACUGGAGAACGAAAGAUCGGUCAACUCCCGCUGCGUCUAGUGGUAACCUCCGAUCUCAAGACACGAAUCCGAAAUCACACGGAGAAUCUCAAAUUCAACUACAUAGACUAUGAAGACAAGCAACAGGUCGCACACUAUCGUUGGCUUGGCGGUAUUUAUAACAACGAAUCCCAUGCUCGCUUGUUCUGGACAGAUACGCAACGGGGCGAGAAAGAUGAUGGGAAUAUUAUGAUGUACGACAGUCAAGUCAAUUCGGGAGUCAUCAUCGGUGGAAUCCCGGCAUUUCAACGCGAAGAAAAAGUACCCACCGAAUGGGUCAGCCAUCAUGCUAUUCCGCUCCUUUUCUAUGAGCGAAUCAUGAAUCCCACCACCGACCUAUUAGCAAAGGCUAACCAUGCCAUGUUUGAGUUGAGCAAUUGCCUCAACGCGAACAAGAACAUUCUCGAAGAGCACAUUCCUUGGAAGCGAUUAAAUCCUCCCUUACAGCGGGAAUCAUGGCCUCGCAUACUUUCGCGCAAUGGUGAACGCUUCAGUAAUUUCAACCCCGGCUGGGCAACAGCAAGAUCGUCCCCCAGCUCAGCUACUGCACAGACUGCUGUGGCUCCUCUGCCACCCAUUAGUAUUGACCCAGCGCUUCUUGAUCCCUUGGUCAUUGACCCAUCGCUCCUUGAUUCAUCCCUCUACUCCGCCACCUCGCCUCCGGAAUUCGACUUGACCUCAUUCUUUGACGUGCCAGGCCUUGGUGCCCCGUCGAUCGUGGAUCAAGGAAUGACUGGUGAUUCCACCAAGGACCAUCUAUUCAAAUCGAUGAUGCAGAGUCCACGCUGGCUCGCUCUAACCCCCGACAUGUGGCCUUCAGGUCUGCCUAAUGAGGAAGGAGCUUUGGACUUCCCUGAGCUGCCUAUGUCACCCCAACUAGGCAAUCGCAGUGGUACUAGGUGGACAGAUGUCAGCAUGCCAGAUGCGGGGGAGACUGGGCCUGAGCUUCGAAGCCGAAUUUUCCGCAGUACGCACGGCAAUGGACUCAAAAGGUCUGCGAUAACAAACUAUGCUAUUUCAAAACAGGCCCUGAGUUCAAGGGAGAAACGGGCCUUGCGUGCAGAGACUCUGUAUAGAUUUAGUGCAACGCACAGAUUUAGUGAUAUAGAGGAGGAGGAAGUGGAGAGAGAAGAGGAGGUCAAUCGAAGGAAUAGAGGGAUCCAAAAGAAACAGGACCAAGAGCAAAAAAGGAGAGAGGAACGACAAAGACGAACGGAGCUCGAGAAGAAUCGGCACGAAGAGCGGGGAAAACAAAAAGAGCAUGAAAAGAAGAGAGACGAAGAAGAGCACGAUGAAAGUCAAGUACAGAAGAAAGACCCGAAAUGGACGAGAGAGGAUAAUUAUAAACAGCAACGACAAAAGGAGGCACAGAAGAAGCAGCAAGAGGCGAAACCCAAGGUAUCCAGAAGGCCGGGAUUGAGGAAUUCGAAGAACAUCGAUCCAACAUGGAAGCCGGGUGAUAGUGAUGGAGAUGAAAUAGAUCUGUCUUGA
Molecule: messenger RNA, 3246 nt
Organism: Penicillium digitatum Pd1
Lineage: Eukaryota; Fungi; Ascomycota; Eurotiomycetes; Eurotiales; Aspergillaceae
Source: RefSeq, a predicted model, not a curated record